AUGAAGUUAUUAUUAAGGCGACGGCUGGUGCUGGGGGCUCUGCUGGGCACAGUUUUCUUAGGGCUGCUGGUUUUGCUGGCGGGUCAGUUGCUAGAAUCCUGGACAUCUUCAAUGAAUCUGAGGCCUCCAUCCCCAAAGAUCUCUUUGAGGAAAUUUGAGUGGCAAGCUCAGACGCCACACCCCUUGGACCCGAAUUAUCCUUAUCCCUACCCCUUCUUGUUCAAUCAUCCUGAGAAGUGUGCUGGUCCCAGAGGUGCCCCCUUCCUGCUCAUGCUGGUGAUGACCCAGCCCCAGGAUGUGGGAGUGCGCCAAGCCAUCCGACAAACAUGGGGCAAUGAGACCUUGGUGCCUAAUGUGGCCAUCUGCCGCCUCUUUGUUCUUGGCCUGCCCCAACCCCUCUUUGCUCAAGAAAUUCAGGCUCUCUUGGAGGAGGAGGACAGGGAGCAUGGGGAUCUCCUCCAGGUGGGCUUCCUGGAUACAUACCGCAACUUGACUCUCAAGGUCCUCAUGGGGUUGGAGUGGAUGGCCCAGUACUGUCCUACUGCCCAGUAUGUGCUCAAGGUAGAUAGUGAUGUCUUCUUAAACCCAAGCUUCCUGGUGCAUCAGGUGCUGCAUCCCGAGCGACCCACACAGCCAAACUUUAUCACAGGUUACAUCUACCUUGACUCAGAACCCCAGCGGAGCUUGGAUGACAAGUGGUACAUGCCCCCUGAGCUGUAUCCCCAAGAAAAGUACCCCGUGUACUGUGCGGGCCCGGGUUACGUGCUAUCUGUCUCCUUGGCCAUUAGGGUCCUGGCUAUGGCCCAGAGAGUCAAAGCUAUCUACUUGGAGGAUGUGUUUAUUGGGUUGUGCAUCCAGGAGCUGGGGAUAAGACCAACCCCUGCCCCCCCUGAUGCCUUCUCGAUCAUCCGGCAGGAGUAUGAACACUGUGCUUUCCAUCAACUCGCCCUGGUUCACCAUUUCAAGCCCCAAGAACUGCUGCAGUUAUGGCCAGACUUCCAGGCAGUCAAUGAUACUUGUCCCAUGGAAUGA
Dromiciops gliroides (monito del monte) is the source of this 1032-nucleotide messenger RNA. RefSeq names its product beta-1,3-galactosyltransferase 2-like. Gene Ontology annotation, cellular component: membrane. Bases 1 to 1032 code for a protein of 343 amino acids. Lineage: Eukaryota; Metazoa; Chordata; Mammalia; Microbiotheria; Microbiotheriidae. The transcript has a single exon. The record is from RefSeq and is a predicted model, not a curated record. Gene Ontology annotation, molecular function: N-acetyl-beta-D-glucosaminide beta-(1,3)-galactosyltransferase activity.